Salvelinus namaycush (lake trout) is the source of this 1756-nucleotide messenger RNA. RefSeq names its product mapk-regulated corepressor-interacting protein 1. NCBI's taxonomy places the organism in Eukaryota, Metazoa, Chordata, Actinopteri, Salmoniformes, Salmonidae. The transcript has 4 exons. The record is from RefSeq and is a predicted model, not a curated record. Bases 710 to 1003 code for a protein of 97 amino acids.
AGCGUUAUUAAUUAAUAUUCCACUGCUGCUGGAAACAUUUAAUUUGUACUAUUGUCUGGAUAUAUUCAGCUAGAUAAAGUUAAAUGGCUUAGCUAAUAAUAGUAGAUGUUGAUAACGUGUAGCAAACAUUCGCUAGAUAGCUAACGUUAUGGUACCGAAUAUGCUAACGUUAGCUUGCUAGUUAGCUAACGUUAUCCUUUAUCUGUCAGCCACUACUUCAACCGCAAGAUCAUUUCUAACCAACAAAAAUGUCAAUUUAAAAUAUACGAUAUUGGGUCACGUUAGUUAGCAAGCUAGGUGCUUUAUAUUUUACGAGUCGCUGGUCAAUAUGAGUUGGCAAGUAUAAUUUCUUGUUAACUGUCUUAGCUAACGUUAGCUAGCUCGCUUGUGUAACGUUAAGUGUCAGAUACAAACAUGUAAACAUUGAAGCAUAACUAACAUCAAUAAGCAAGCUAAUGCCGAUAGUGUGGCAUCCAAUGUAGCUUUCUGGCUGUAUAGUUAAGUAACUGUAUUUUGCAGUCUGUUUUAGCUAGCUAGCUUUCAAAUGUCAACAUUCCUCAAUUGUUUGUGAUUGGUGUCUUUAUUUAGAAUUAAUCAUGUCACGCCUUGUUUCCACCACUAGCUAUUCAACAGAGGAUAAAGAAGGUUCAUAUUCUCUUAACCCCCCAACUAUUCAUUAGAAAGGAGCAAGAGACAGACUGCACACAGAAUGAGCUCAUCUGCUCCCAGGAUGGUGAACAACUACAAGCGGACUUCCAGUCCUCGGUCUCCUACGAACAGUGGGGAGCUCUUCACUCCAGCACAUGAGGAGAAUGUGCGUUUCAUCCACGACACCUGGCAGUGUGUGCUCAGAGACAUCCGGUCACCACAGAGCAGCGAACGCAAAGACCGUGGACCACAGGAGUAUGUGGAAAAGAACCCAAAUCCCAACUUAAAUUCUUUCACACCAGUUGACCUGAGUGACCUCAAGAAACGCAACACACAGGACUCCAAGAAGUCCUAGUCUUUCUCUUUAUAGUCAACAGCUUUUUUUCUGCACCAAUUAUCCUUGAGAACUUUCUCCUCCUCUGUCAGCCAGUAAGUCAACCUUUUGGCCAUUCCUGCCCAGAAUGCCGGUCCUCUUUCUGCCCACCCGGACUAACAGCCUGCCCAUUCAACAGCAGUGGGCUGAUGUCCUAACAACCACAACAUUUUUGGAGUUCCUUAUCCACCCCAGUCCCCCCCCCCCCCCCCCCCCCCUCUUUCUCUGUCCAGGCUCAAUAUUUUCUUACCCUACCUCUCAUCUGGUUGACGUGGAAUGCAAGAAAGCUGGCAUUUGAUUUCCAGGGAUUCUCUCUUCCGGUUCUUGGUUUUACAGCCAUGAAUUUUUCAUUUUCACUCUUUUUUUUAUGUGAAUGGGACUGAUGCAGAGUUUCAAUGAAAUAUGCUGACAUCCUGAUGCCGAAGUACAGAUGGUGUACAAAUUCUUCAUGGGACACUUUAAAGGACUGCAGUCUUAAAUAUAAACUGUUUUCUUUUCAAUCUACAAAGGAUAAUGCUGAAGGGCUGGCAUUCUUUUUUUGGAAGAUAGUUGAAUUGUAGAUAUAUUGGAAUGGAAACCGAUUGUACGGGCGAGUUUUGGAAGCCAAAAAUUGUUUAGGAUAAAUGCCAACAUUUUUCAUAUAAAUUCAUGCCCCUGAAAUGGACUUCAAGUAGACAUCGCCACAUUGACUUCUCAGCCUUGAAAAAAAAUAUUGAAUAAAAUACUUUUACAAUA